AUGAAUGAUAUUGUAAACUUGAUGCAAUCGCGAGGGCAAAGAGCUGAACAAAGCAGCCCCACCCCCCACCCCCCUACAACCCCACCCGGACACCCUCUGAAUGAAGGUGUGGAGUUUAUGCAGAAUGCUACUGUUGCUCGGCAACCGUUCUUGCUUCUUAUGUCAUGGAUUCAUAUGCACGUAGCAAUAAAGACAGCUAACCAUUUUGAAGGGCGAAGUCAGUUUGGACGUUAUGGCGACGCUUUAGAGGAGUUAGACUGGUCCGUUGGUGCUAUUUUAAAAGCUCUAGAACAGCUCGGUCAUGGAGAUAAUACGCUUAUUUAUUUCACGUCGGAUAAUGGCGGCCAUCUUGAAAUUGGGACGGACGGGGGUUAUAUCGGAUUCCUAAAAGGUAUGUUAUUUCCAGCAAAAUGCAUGUGUGAUAAUUGUUUUUCUAUCACAGGAGGCAAGACACAUGGUGCUCCAGAUGGCGGGAUUCGAGUACCAGGUAUAGUUAAAUGGCCGGGCGUCCUUCCACGUGGAAAGGUUACGGACGAACCCACUUCAUUGAUGGACAUAUACAAUCUUGUCUCGACUGCAGUCGGGGCAAAUUUACCGCCAGAUAGAGAAAUAGACGGAGAAGAUAUUUUACCUCUAUUGAAAGGUGACGUUUCGGUGUCGCUGCGUGAAUUCAUGUUCCACUACUGCGGAAACAGGUUAGAAUCGGCUAGAUACAGGCCAAAAGGUGGUUCAAAAACAUGGAAACUGGUAACACAUGAACCAAAUUUAAUCCCCGGAUCAAAAUUAUGCCAGUUUGUCUGCAGUUGCAAUUUAAAAAUUCACUUAGCAACGCCUAAACUCUAUGAUAUGACCUCUGACCCUGGUGAAACCACACCCAUUGACAGCAACUCCAAACUGUACAGAAAUAUAACGCCCAUUAUACAAAAUGCUAUUUAUAACCACAAAAAUUCUAUAAAACCAGUUGAAAGUCAGUUUACAUGGGCAAAACUCGCGCCCAAACUAGCAUGGCAACCAUGUUGUAAUGGACACUUUCCUUUCAACUGUGAAUGCACUGAUCCAAAAUAUUCGGAAAAUUUCACUAUGAUUAUGUAGGUAUGUCAAACCAUAUUUUAACAUUUAUGGCUUUAUGCUAUACGUAUUCAAUUGAUUGAUAUUCCUGAUAUUUAUUGCGAUAUCUGUGAAAAUAACAAAAUAAUACAAAAAUAAAUAUACAUUAAUGUAA
Molecule: messenger RNA, 1222 nt
Organism: Ruditapes philippinarum (Manila clam)
Lineage: Eukaryota; Metazoa; Mollusca; Bivalvia; Venerida; Veneridae
Product: arylsulfatase D-like
Exons: 3
Coding region: 1-1092 (363 amino acids)
Molecular function (GO): arylsulfatase activity
Source: RefSeq, a predicted model, not a curated record